Poeciliopsis prolifica (blackstripe livebearer) is the source of this 3175-nucleotide messenger RNA. It is a transcript of the gene syk, whose product is annotated as spleen tyrosine kinase. The transcript is spliced from 14 exons. Lineage: Eukaryota; Metazoa; Chordata; Actinopteri; Cyprinodontiformes; Poeciliidae. Gene Ontology annotation, molecular function: non-membrane spanning protein tyrosine kinase activity; signaling receptor binding; ATP binding. Gene Ontology annotation, cellular component: extrinsic component of cytoplasmic side of plasma membrane; cytoplasm. Gene Ontology annotation, biological process: protein phosphorylation; cell surface receptor protein tyrosine kinase signaling pathway; B cell receptor signaling pathway. The record is from RefSeq and is a predicted model, not a curated record. Bases 357 to 2195 code for a protein of 612 amino acids.
UCAAAGCAUUUUAGAAAAAGUUUUAAAAAAACAGUAAGUUAUGUGAGAGAGAUGUUCUUUAUUUCCUGUUGUAUAGCUGACAUGGUCAGUGGGCAGAUUUCAAAAAAAGGAAGUAGAAAAAUAAAGUUGUUAAGGAAGUUGUUGAAAUGAGGAAGCCUAAGAACUUCUACGUAGCACUUAGGCAGACGGGUAGUUAACUCCUGUUGGACAACACUGCUCAUCUGUAGGAUCAUCUGUAACUUUUUGGAGGGUUUAUUUGUCUGUAAGCCACUGAAGGAUCAAUAGAACUGAACUGGGGAAGGACCUCGCUCUGGAACACGUUCUGGUUUUCAAACUUUCAAAAGGAAGCGGUCAAGAUGGCUGACAAUGUGUAUGCAUUACCAUUCUUCUACGGCAACAUAACCAGAGAGGAGGCAGAAGUCUGUCUGAGACAGGCAGGAAUGAGCAACGGCUUGUACUUACUACGGCAAAGUCGAAACUAUCUUGGAGGCUUUGCAUUGUCUGUUUCUAAUUCAGGUCGCUUCUACCACUACACAAUUGAGAGACAACCCAAUGAAAUGUAUGCUAUUGCUGGUGGGAAGAGUCACAGGUGCCCUGCAGAUGUGAUAGACUAUCAUUCUCAAGAGACGGAUGGUCUUGUAUGUCUGUUAAAGAAGCCCUGCAACAGACCCAAAAAUAUGCAGCCAAAGGUUGGUCCUUUCGAGGACUUAAAGGAAAAACUGAUCCGGGAAUAUGUGAAGCAGACUUGGAACCUGCAGGGUCCAGCCCUUGAGCAGGCUAUCAUCAGUCAGAGGCCUCAGCUGGAGAAACUAAUUGCUACCACUGCUCAUGAAAAAAUGCCCUGGUUCCAUGGAACAAUAUCACGAGAGAACUCAGAGCCCAGGCUUCAGAAUGGUUCCCGUACAAAUGGAAAAUUCUUAAUUCGACAGAGAGAUCAAAAUGGUUCAUAUGCUUUAUGUUUACUGCAUGAAGGCCAAGUGAUGCAUUAUCGCAUUGACAGAGACAGCACCGGCAAGCUCUCCAUCCCUGAUGGAAAGAAAUUUGACACCUUGUGGCAGUUGGUGGAGCAUUACUCCUACAAACCAGAUGGCUUGUUACGAGUACUCACAGAGCCAUGUCCAAGACCUGACGGUGAAACUGUGCUCAUAGGACGACCAGUACCUCCACUGAACCAUCCUGGAUUAGGUUCUGCCAUUCAAAAUGCAGCAGGUGGUCUUCUCUCCAUGUUUGGCCAGCUCAACAUACCUGGAAGAAAGAGUCGUAGACCACAAUUGAGCAACACGGACCUGAAUCCCUAUGAAACCAAAGAGGCAAUGCCAAUGGACACAGAGGUAUAUGAAAGUCCUUAUGCAGAUCCUGAUGAACUGAAGAGCUCCACCGUGGAUCGGAAACAGCUUUUCUUGGAGGAUGGAGAAUUGGGCUCAGGAAACUUUGGCACUGUCAUGAAAGGAAUCUACCAGAUGAGAAAAACACAGAAACCAGUUGCUGUUAAAAUUCUGAAGAAUGAUGAUAACAACCCGUCGGUGCGUGAGGAAAUGUUGCGAGAAGCAAAUGUCAUGCAGCAGCUGGACAAUCCGUACAUUGUUCGGAUGAUCGGUAUCUGUGAGGCAGAAAACCUUAUGCUUGUCAUGGAACUGGCUGAACUGGGUCCACUGAACAAGUUCCUCCAGAAAAACAAAAACACAUCAGUAAAGAACAUCACAGAGCUGGUUCAUCAGGUGUCUAUGGGGAUGAAAUACCUAGAAGAGCAUAACUUCGUUCAUAGAGAUCUUGCUGCCAGGAAUGUACUGUUGGUCACACAGCACUAUGCAAAAAUCAGUGAUUUUGGACUCUCGAAAGCUGUUGCAGAAGAGCAAAACUACUACAAGGCCAAAGGUCAUGGGAAAUGGCCAGUGAAAUGGUAUGCUCCUGAAUGUAUAAACUACUUCAAAUUUUCAUCCAAAAGUGAUGUCUGGAGCUUUGGUGUACUCAUGUGGGAAGCAUUUUCCUUUGGCCAAAAACCAUAUAAGGGAAUGAAGGGAAAUGAUGUUAUGCAGAUGCUUGAGAGUGGAAAACGCAUGGAGCCACCAGUGAACUGCCCAACAGAAAUGUAUGACCUCAUGACAACUUGUUGGACAUAUAAGGUGGAAGAAAGACCUGGAUUUGCUGUCGUUGAGCCAAGACUACGAGAAUAUUACUAUGACAUUGCACAGUGAAGUGAUAUAUCUUUGUGACAGAAUAUAUCAGAGUCGACAUAUCUUCUAUUAUUUGUAUGACAUUACUGCACCAGGCAGUAAUGUCAUACUGGCGUGGGCAACCACAGGCGUCGAGGUCUCCUGCAACCUUUAGAUGUGUCUCUACGUCCACACAACUGAGUCAAAUAAUGAGGUCAUUGGCUGGGCUGUAGUGCAGUCACCUCCUCAGUGAUUCAGCUGUUUCAUUGAAGUGUGUUGGACCAGAGAGACAUGUAAGAGUGGCAGGACACUGACCCUCCAGGACCAGGAUUGCCCACACCUGAACUCGGCUAUAAAAAGUUUGGAAAAAGAUGAUUUGUCAUUUAUAAGCCAUGUGAAGUAGAGAUACUGUAAUCUUGGUUUAUUUAAAGCCAGAAAUUUAUUUAGUAUUUUAGUAAAUGUGCAGUUAAAAAUGUGAGUGCUUGUAUAUCAAAUUAGUUAUCAGUAUAACCCAGGAUAACACCCUAAAUUCUAAAAUUGUCUCUGAUUGAUUCAUUCUUGAUGACAGAGAAAAGAACUACAUAGGUUAAGACUGGGAUAGACUUCAAGGCGUUGCAUAAAUGUAUACUGAACAGGUGAAUGUCGCUUUUAUAGUAAAAUUCUUUCUGUGACAAAAGAUCAGAAAUUUGGAAAUUCUUACAGCAUAACAUUAUGCAUUCUUGACAUAUAAUUUAUAACUUAUGUUUUUGUCUGACUUUGGCAAUCUUCUGUAAAUCACUGUUGCAAACAGCUUAAGACUUUAAAUUAUCUGUGUUUCCUUAUGAAAAGUUUUGAAAUGUAAAUGAAAAUAUAAUACAGUUUUAGUUUUAUAUUUAUUACAGUGUGGGAUUUUUUUUAGCAUGACAGUAAACAUUUGCUUUAUUUUACAUUGGGCUUGUCAGGGUUUCUAUAUUUAUACUAAUUCAAUUACUGAUUGUUAAACUGGAGAAAGAAUAAAAAUAUUCAAUUAAAAAUUGUGAAAA